Alligator sinensis (Chinese alligator) is the source of this 1983-nucleotide messenger RNA. RefSeq names its product POC5 centriolar protein (gene POC5). NCBI's taxonomy places the organism in Eukaryota, Metazoa, Chordata, Crocodylia, Alligatoridae. The record is from RefSeq and is a predicted model, not a curated record. The transcript has 12 exons. Bases 54 to 1694 code for a protein of 546 amino acids. Gene Ontology annotation, cellular component: centrosome.
AGGAGUCCGGCAGAGCAGGCGCUCGGCGGGGCGAAGAAUUGUCUUUGUGCAAAAUGUCUUCAGAUGAGGAGAAAAGCACAAGUCCAGUUUUACCAAAAGACUCAGAUCGAGGCAGUUCUGUCUCUUCAGAUCUUCAGGAUGAAUAUGAAGAGCUGCUUCGUUAUGCUGUUGUGACUCCAAAGUUUGAACAGUGUGUUCUGCGGCAGUCUGAACCUGCUUCAGAACUGACAGCAGAUGGCAGGUUUUCAAGCUUACUGGAUGAAGUCACUCACCAUAAGACUCCAGCUAAAGAGAGAGGGGAAGAGUCUGUGUGCCAGAUGGAUGAAGUGAAGGAAUCUUCCCAGGCAGACAUGGAAGGACUUUGUGCAGUUCAUUCAGGAGAGAUUUCUUCACCAGGGUCCUCAUCUACUCCAAGAGAGAUCAGUGAAACUGCAGUGACAGAAUUAACUGUUCCAGAUGAAAAAGUGACUCAGAUAGAAAGCAUCCUUGAUCUCUGGAGUGGAAGUCUUAAGACAAAUGUUUUGACUGAACUGAGGAAAUGGAAACUUACUUUUAUUGAACAUCACAAGCUGGAAGUGAGACAAGAAAGGGAAAAACAUGCUGCUCAUGUGAGACAACUGAAUAAUCAGAUGGAUAACCUGAGAGAACUGCUACAUACUUAUGAAAUCUCUGUUGGCAGAAAAGAUGAGGUAAUUACUAACUUGACUCAGGCAACAGAGAAGCAAAAGGAAAGGAUAGAGUUAAUGAGAAAAUUUACACUGUGGCGGAUUCAGCAUGUUGAGACCAGACAGCAGGAAUAUGCAAAUAGACUGGCAGAGAGACAAUUCCAAACAGCUUUGAUGAAGAGGGUGUGGGCAGCCUGGCGGUCCCUUACUGAAGCAAAAUGGAAAGAGAAAGUGGCGAAAGCCUGUCAGUCAAGGGCUGAAGAUGUCUGUAUUCAGCUUUCUCAGGAUUAUGAAGCUAAAAUUACAGAGCUAAAUACUUCUUUGGAAGAGGCAAAAGCUGAAAUCCUGAGACUGCAUAGUGAAAGAGAACAAUAUGAAGACACCAUGAAGAAAGCCUUUAUGCGUGGGGUGUGCGCUCUGAAUUUGGAAGCAAUGACCAUGUUUCAAGGCAAAGAAAGUAGGCCAGAUCACGAUGCAGUAAGCAGAAGAGAGGAUACUGGUUCCAGUGUGCCUGGGAGGCUCCCUCCUUCCCAAUUUGAUCCUCCAUCACCACCACCUCCAACAGCAGCCACCAUUCAGACAGAGGGAAUUUUUUCCUCCCACCUGGGCCACGCAAGUACUUCUCAGACCAGAUUAGAAUCAGACUCUCCAGUAAUAGUCACUAGUACAGCUGUAGGAUCCGGCAUCAUCUCAGCUCAAAAACUGCCCAUGGCAAGAGUAGUGACUUCUGCUCAACAGAAAGCAGGAAGAACAAUCACUGCUCGAAUCACAGGCCGGCCUGACUUGGGGCAAAAGAACAGAAUUAGUAGUUUAGCUGUAAUGGGAGUCGCGCCACCCAUGAGUUCAGUCGUUGUAGAAAAGCAUCAUCCAGUAACUCAGCAAACCAUAUCCCAAGCCACUGCUGCUAAAUACCCACGAACUCUCCAUCUUGCCUCUAGUGCCAACACUGUGAGACCUACAGGACAGGGUGGACGAAUGCCCCAUAGCCAGUCUCAUCCUCAUGUUCAUUCGAUAAAGGUUGUUGAUUAAGUUAAUGCUUUGAAAUGUGUGUAUCCUUUCCAACAGGCAGAGGGUUUUGCCAAGUCUCAGUUUAAAGCUAUUCCCCAUUGUUUCCAGGUUGCUGUCACAUGGCCAAUCAUGUUUUUACCUUUUCAAAACUGUACUGCAAAUCUGCUCACACUGAUGUUUUUUCUUCAAAACAGUUAAAUUAACUUUUGAAAUAUAUUUCUCAAAUUGCAAAGUAUGCCUGUUUGAGAGAACCUGUUAUAGCUGUAUUCUUAUUUAAGGAAUUUGUUAUAUAGUUUUUAAUAAAAGAUCC